AUGAACGAGCAAGUAAAAGAAAUGUUGAGUGACCGUGUGAUCCGUCCUAGUUCAAGCCCAUGGUCGUCACCGGUCGUUAUUAUCAAGAAAAAGGACGGUAGUCCUCGUUUUUGUGUGGAUUAUAGACGUUCGAAUUUGAUUACUGAACGGGAUGUGUAUCCGCUACCACGAAUUGACGACAUUAUCGACAAAUUAGCGGGAUCAAAAUAUUUUACAACCCUCGAUCUCAAAGCGGGAUACUGGCAGAUUCCCAUUGAUGAACAAGACAAAAAGAAGACAAUCGAUGGCUUGUACGAAUUCAAUGUACCCCAUUUGGUCUAUCCAACGCCCCCGCCACAUUCCAACGCAUAA
Molecule: messenger RNA, 351 nt
Organism: Didymodactylos carnosus
Lineage: Eukaryota; Metazoa; Rotifera; Eurotatoria; Philodinida; Philodinidae
Source: the annotation of a GenBank genome assembly